Messenger RNA from Paramecium pentaurelia, 677 nucleotides. NCBI's taxonomy places the organism in Eukaryota, Ciliophora, Oligohymenophorea, Peniculida, Parameciidae. The record is from the annotation of a GenBank genome assembly.
AAUGAGUUCUGAUGAAGAAUAAGAUAAUUAUAAUGAAGAUUAGAUCAUUAAUUUGAUUUCUGCCUUGCAAUAGAAAAGUAAUUUGUAAUGAAUAUAAGGUUAGUAAAGACAAAUAGAACAAAUAAUGGUUUAAUGAAAACCAAUAGAACUAGUGAAUCAGAUAAUUGGAAUGAGUUUAGAGAAACUUAAAAAGAAAAACCUUAGUUAAACAAUUUUGGCAAUUCUAAUGAAUUUAGUUUAUAAAGAGAAUAGUCAAAGCACUCUAGUAUAUCAGAGAAUUUAAGUGAUUUUAUUGUGAGAACUGAUAAACCUGUUAAGGAAUCUUAAUAGAAGUCUUAAUAAAUUUAAUCUUAAGACAAUAAUGAAAUAGUAAGUGAAUUCAUAAAUUUUUUAGACUGAAUUAAAAUAGAAGAUGGAUUAUUUAUUAAAUUAAAGAGAGAAAGAUUAGGAGAUGUUGGAGUAGAUUAAUGCAGGAUUAAUGUUUCUGAUUAGUUAGAUUCCAAAGCCAAAAUAAAUGAAUUCAAUUGGAAUAUAGACUGUUAUUUAAAAGGAGAAUUCUUAAAAUUAAUCUACUCCUAAUGUUAAGAAAACAGCCUAAUAAACAGUAUAAUAAAUGUUUUAAGAACCAGACAGAUAUGCAUUUCAAGAGAUUAGAAAUUUUUGUUUUAAGCGGUGAU